This is a messenger RNA of Sorex fumeus (smoky shrew), 685 nucleotides long. RefSeq names its product D-aminoacyl-tRNA deacylase 2 (gene DTD2). Gene Ontology annotation, molecular function: D-tyrosyl-tRNA(Tyr) deacylase activity. The transcript has 3 exons. Bases 27 to 533 code for a protein of 168 amino acids. Lineage: Eukaryota; Metazoa; Chordata; Mammalia; Eulipotyphla; Soricidae. The record is from RefSeq and is a predicted model, not a curated record. Gene Ontology annotation, cellular component: cytoplasm. Gene Ontology annotation, biological process: tRNA metabolic process.
CCGGACCAGGUCUGCGGCUUCCUGCCAUGGCUGAGCGCGGUUCCCAGCCUCAGGCUCGGGCACUCCUGCAGCAGUGUCUGUACGCCCGACUGCAAGUACGCCCCGCCGAAGAAAACGCCGUGGCCCAGUGGGUGGAGAUUCAUAGAGGAUUAGUGAUCUAUGUGUGCUUCUUCAAAGGAGCUGAUAAAGAACUUCUUCCCAAGAUGGUUAAGACACUUUUAAAUGUGAAAUUAAGUGAGACAGAAAACGGCAAGCACGUCUCUAUCUUGGAUCUUCCUGGCAACAUUCUUAUUGUCCCCCAAGCCACCCUGGGGGGAAGAGUGAAAGGAAGAAGUAUGCAGUACCAUUCUAACUGUGGAAAAGAAGAAGGGUUAGAACUCUAUUCCCAGUUUGUGACUCUGUGUGAGAAAGAAGUCGCUGCUAACAGCAAGUGCAGUGAAGUGGGGGUUGUGGUUGAACACGGCACUUAUGGGAACAGGCAAGUGUUAAAACUGGAUACCAAUGGACCGUAUACACACUUGAUUGAGUUUUAAAAAUUAAAGUUUCUUGGAGGAAAUAUAAAGUUUGGAACUGGAGAGAUAGCUCAACAGUUCUGAGCACAUGCUUGGCAUGCAGGAGACCCAGGUUGAUCUUCAGUAACAUAUGAUCCCCUGAGCACUUCAGGGAGCAACUUCCCCCCUUCCUC